Molecule: messenger RNA, 1146 nt
Organism: Pleuronectes platessa (European plaice)
Lineage: Eukaryota; Metazoa; Chordata; Actinopteri; Pleuronectiformes; Pleuronectidae
Product: pepsin A
Exons: 9
Coding region: 16-1146 (376 amino acids)
Biological process (GO): proteolysis
Molecular function (GO): aspartic-type endopeptidase activity
Source: RefSeq, a predicted model, not a curated record
GGCAAAGAAACCAACAUGAUGAAGUGGCUCGUCGUUCUCUCUGCCCUCGUGGCCUUCUCCGAGUGCCUCGUCAGGACUCCCCUGAUCAAGGGAAAGACUGCCAGGGAAGACCUGCAGGAGAAAGGACUCUGGGAAAAGUACAGGAAGGAGCACCCAUACAACCCAAUGGCCAAGUUCAUCCAGACUGGAACUGAGUCCAUGACUAAUGAUGCUGAUUUGGCCUACUAUGGUGUGAUCUCCAUCGGCACACCUCCUCAGUCCUUCAGCGUCAUCUUUGACACCGGCUCCUCCAACCUGUGGAUCCCCUCAGUCUACUGCUCCAGCCAGGCCUGUGAGAACCACAAGAAAUUCAACCCCCAGCAGUCCUCCACCUUCAAAUGGGGCAACCAGCCUCUGUCCAUCCAGUACGGCACUGGCAGCAUGACCGGAUAUCUGGCCAGUGACACUGUUCAGGUGGGCGGCAUCUCUAUUGCCAAUCAGGUGUUUGGAAUCAGCCAGACAGAGGCUGCCUUCAUGGCCAGCAUGAAGGCUGAUGGCAUCCUGGGUCUGGCCUUCCAGAGCAUUGCCUCGGACAACGUUGUGCCCGUCUUCGAUAACAUGAUCCAGCAGAACCUCGUGUCCCAGCCCCUGUUCUCCGUCUACCUGAGCAGCAAUGCUCAGCAGGGCAGUGAGGUGAUCUUCGGUGGUUACGAUUCCAGCCACUACACUGGUCAAAUCAGCUGGAUCCCUCUGACCUCUGCCACCUACUGGCAGAUCAAGAUGGACAGUGUUACCAUCAACGGACAGACCGUGGCCUGCUCCGGAGGCUGCCAGGCCAUCAUCGACACCGGCACCUCCCUGAUCGUUGGCCCAAACACUGACAUCAGCAACAUGAAUUCCCGGGUUGGAGCCUCAGCCAACCAGUACGGAGAGGCUACAGUGAACUGCCAGAGCAUCCAGAGCAUGCCUGAUGUCACCUUCACUCUCAAUGGAAAGGCCUUCACCGUCCCCGCAUCUGCCUACGUCUCUCAGAGCAACUAUGGCUGCAGCACUGGCUUUGGUCAGGGUGGCUCUAACCUCUGGAUCCUGGGAGACGUCUUCAUCAGGGAGUACUACGCCGUCUUUGAUGCCCCGUCCAAGUACAUUGGUCUGGCCAAGUCUGUGUAA